CACGUUUCUCUCCCUCUCUCCCUCCCCUCCUUUCUCCUUCCCCUUUGCCUCCGGUGUCAGUCUCCAGGAUUUUCUCUCUUCCUAUUUCAAGAAGACUCUCACAGGCUCCCUCAGCCUAUGUGAAGCUGAGGGUUCCCCAGGAUCCCGCACAUCUCCAUCACAUACCUCCACGCACACACCUCCCGAGAGCUCCGCGCUCACACCCACAAACACGCGCGCAGACUCUCGCGCCGGCCUGUCCAUCUCCCUCCGGGGGGAGCCCGCGCGCGGUCCCACCUUCGUCUCACACACAGGCUAGGCGAGCUCGCAGCGCUCCACGACUCUGCGGCUCGGGACUCGGACACAGCGCUGAACACCCCCACUGUGGUAUUUAAAAAAGAGAGAGAGAGACGUUUCUUUGCCUUUUCCUCUUCUCUCGUCUUUCUCGCACGGUUUUCCACCCGAGCGGCUAGCGGAGCUGCAUUCCCGAGGCAGCCCUGCUUGGCUUGCCAUCCUCCAUCUGGCUUAUAAAAGUUUGCUGAGCGCAGUCCAGAGGGCUGCGCGGCUCGUCCCCUCGGCUGGCGGAAGGGGGUGACGCUGGGCAGCGGCUAAGAAGCGCGCCGCAGGCUCUGGCGGGCUUUCGGCUCGAGGGGCAAGGUGAAGAGCGCACAGGGAGCUGGGGGCUGCCGAGGUGGACUUGCGUGUUGCACCAUGCCUUCCUGGAUCCGGGCUGUGAUUCUUCCUCUCUCCGGGCUGCUGCUGUCCCUGCCGGCCGCGGCGGACGUGAAGGCUCGGAGCUGCAGCGAGGUCCGCCAGGCUUACGGUGCCAAGGGAUUCAGCCUGGCGGACAUCCCCUACCAAGAGAUCGCAGGGGAGCACUUACGGAUCUGUCCUCAGGAAUAUACCUGUUGCACCACGGAAAUGGAAGACAAGCUAAGCCAACAGAGCAAGUUGGAGUUUGAAAACCUCGUGGAAGAGACAAGCCAUUUUGUGCGAACCACGUUUGUGUCAAGGCACAAGAAAUUUGAUGAAUUUUUCCGAGAGCUGCUGGAAAACGCAGAGAAGUCCCUCAACGACAUGUUUGUGCGGACCUACGGGAUGUUGUACAUGCAGAACUCGGAGGUGUUUCAGGACCUCUUCACCGAGCUCAAGCGCUACUACACGGGCGGCAACGUGAACCUGGAGGAGAUGCUCAACGACUUCUGGGCGCGGCUGCUGGAGCGGAUGUUCCAGCUGAUCAACCCCCAGUAUCAGUUCAGCGAGGACUACCUGGAGUGCGUGAGCAAGUACACGGACCAGCUCAAGCCCUUCGGAGACGUGCCGCGGAAACUGAAGAUCCAGGUCACGCGCGCCUUCAUUGCCGCGCGCACCUUCGUGCAGGGCCUGACCGUGGGCAGAGAGGUUGCCAACCGAGUUUCCAAGGUGAGCCCCACACCUGGCUGUAUCCGGGCUCUCAUGAAGAUGCUGUACUGCCCAUACUGCCGAGGCCUGCCCAGCGUGAGACCUUGCAACAACUACUGCCUCAACGUCAUGAAGGGCUGCCUGGCCAACCAGGCGGAUCUGGACACGGAGUGGAAUCUCUUCAUAGAUGCAAUGCUCCUGGUGGCAGAGAGGCUGGAAGGACCCUUCAACAUUGAGUCCGUCAUGGACCCAAUAGACGUCAAGAUCUCUGAAGCCAUCAUGAACAUGCAAGAGAACAGCAUGCAGGUGUCGGCAAAGGUCUUCCAGGGCUGUGGCCAGCCCAAACCUGCUCCGGCUCUCAGAUCUGCUCGCUCGGCUCCAGAAAAUUUUAACACCCGCUUUCGGCCCUACAACCCCGAGGAAAGACCUACGACGGCGGCAGGCACGAGCUUGGACCGGCUGAGGACUGUGUGGAGGACCAUGCAGCACAGUGUUACAGACAUCAAGGAGAAACUGAAGCUCUCUAAAAAGGUCUGGUCCGCAUUGCCCUAUGCCAUCUGCAAGGAUGAGAGCGUGACAGCAGGCACGUCCAAUGAGGAGGAGUGCUGGAAUGGACACAGCAAAGCCAGAUACCUGCCUGAGAUCAUGAACGAUGGGCUGACCAACCAAAUCAACAACCCCGAGGUGGAGGUAGACAUCACCCGGCCUGACACCUUCAUCAGACAGCAGAUCAUGGCUCUCCGAGUGAUGACCAACAAACUGAAGAACGCAUACAAUGGCAACGACGUCAACUUCCAAGACACAAGUGACGAAUCCAGCGGCUCGGGCAGCGGCAGUGGGUGCAUGGAUGAUGUGUGUCCCACUGAGUUCGAGUUUGUCACCACCGAGGCCCCCGCGGUGGACCCCGACCGGAGGGAAGAGGAAUCUUCCGGCGCGCAGCUCAGCUACUCCCUGGUCUCCUGGCCUCUGGUCGGCGUGGUCUUGGCCCUGCAGAGACGCUACAGAUAAUCCUGGGCUUUGGUCGAUCGAAACUGCAUUUUAGCUCUUUAGUGGCCAACUCCCUUCUUUUCUUACACUCUUGGACAAUGGACCGUGCCACAAAACAAGCCGUUUUCUAUGACAAGAGAGCAGUCUCGCGGAUCUGCCUCCCUAUUUGUUUUCCCAAAGAGUACCGGGAGCCAGACGGCCUGCUUCUCUGCCCUUCGCCCGUCUGGGGCGACCUCGCUUACUCCAGAGAGAAUUCUUACUCAAAUCUUUCGUACCAAGAGAUUUUUUCUUACCGUCAUUUGCUUUUAUGCUGCAAAAUUAAAGGAAUUUCACGUUGUGAGGGGGUUUUGUUUUGGUUUGGUUUGGUUUUGUCUUGUUUUUUUUUUUUACAACCCACUUUAAAUAAGAUGGGAAGAAAAUAAUUUUUCUUUUCAAAUCAGGCCAAACCCCAAGACAACUGCAUUUCAACAAGAAAACAAAUAAAGGAAGGAAAAUAAAGGAAUUUUCAUGCUAUCAGGUCUGUGAGAAGUGAGGUUUACAAAAUGCUUGAGUUUCGAGAAAGCAUAACAUUUUUGUGUAGCAGAAAUACACUGUUGUCUUGGAGGAAUUGUCUUGCACUCUAACCAAACUGACUUGGAGGUCCUGGUAGUAAAUUAGGAUUCUGUCUUGAUAUGAGCGGUGAUGUUGUUGCAACUCAGCCUGCCUGAUCCCACACUCACUGAGGGCAGCAUUUCCUCAGCCUCCUAAGGUCUGACCAUCAUAUCCAGUUGGCUCAGGUUGUCUUCAGCUCUUCAUGGAUGCCCCCAUCCAGUCUCCCUUCCCCAGGUCUUGCCUGAAAAUCCUCUUCAGUGGUACAGUCUCUCUACUUUUGCCGCCAGUCUGACAUGAGCUAAAUGUCUCAGCUCCUGUGUUCUAGACUCUCCCCCAAAAAAGAGUUCUUACUGGCAUGACAAUUAGCUCCACACAUGAGGUUUUGUCGUUGACUCUUUGAUUUGUGUCAGUUGGUUUCAGCAUCACAAGGGCAUUCUCUUACAGAACAACUCACAACAACAAAAAAAAGUCAAGACAAAAAAGAAAAAAAAAAACACUAUAUAUAUAGUAUUGACAUGGAGAUUUCUUUCACUUUUUUAGUCUUAGUAUGAUCAUCUAUUUUUAUAUCUAUAUAUAUAUAUAUAAAUCACAGAUUUUAACUUCUUAAUUCCAAGCUCAGGGUUGACACUCCUUUGUAACAAAACUGUUUUGUCAACCACCUCUUCUUGUUCUGUGCUGCUCGGAGAAGGGAGUCCUCAGUGAUCUGUGAGCACCAAGAACCAAGAAAGAGAACUUUUUAUGUAUCUAACUGUCCAUCUCUUGCAAGUUUGCCGGGGCACACCCUUUCACACAUGUUUGCUUUGUCCCUGGCGCUCCAAACUGUCGUGGGCUCACGGGACAAGCCCUGGUGUGCAAGAUGGUACUGGUGAUGGAAUGUGUGUGUGUAAAAGAAUGUUAUCCAUGAAAAUCCAUUGCUCUCAUGUACAACACCUUUGGCCUAGGACUCCUACUGGGUCUGUACUGGAGCAAAUGGCCUAAACUCAAGAGGCCAGUUUAGAGCCGCAGCCUAACCCACCCACCACGCCAGGCCCAGCGGGUCCCCCGGCAGAGAGAAGCAAAAUCAACCAAACUGGGGUUCGGUGAAGACAGCUGGCUAGCCAUGUGGGGGUUUUUUGGGCUUUUCUGACACAUCUGGGGUAGGAAGAAGAAAUGUUUUAAGACACCACAGCAUGCCAAUCACAUUUUAACAGACUCACCAACAGUAUUGACACACGAAUGGUAUUUUUCUCUGUUCUCAUCAAAAUUAAAAUUAAUUCUCGAUUUAGUCACCAUGUCUAAGUAGAACACACGCACUAGUAUUAAGUAUAUUUGAGCACUUUGGAAAACAGAACAUAUUUACAACAUCUGUUCCCACUUCAUGCCUAACAAAAUAUGAAAUGUAGGAUUUUGAGGCAUCUUUCAUUUAAAGUUGUGUGAAGUUCACACGUAAUCCAAUUCGGAACUGCAUCUUCAGGAAAGCCAUCCAUCUCAGUGUCCCCUUUGGCUUUAAUCACCUGUUUCACAUAACACAGCUCUGUGAAGGACCAGCCAUUUGUGUUACUCAGCUCAUUGUGUGUUCAGAAAUCAGUAUUGUUUUUUUCCAAUAAUUAUGGUGCAAUACAAAUUAAAUCAACUUUGAUUCUCCAAGAUAUUUGAGUAAUAACUUAUUUUUAUGGCUUUAAACUCCAACUUCCUUUUUAAAAUAUUUCAUCAUUAUUUCCUGCAAAACAAAUCAAUAUGUCUUGUUUCUUACUGUGCUUUUGUGCCCAAAUGGUUUAUAUGACAACAUGCUACAUUAAUGAGUGUGAACCCAUGUUUGGUGCACACUAAUCACGCGGAUAACGUAGAAAUGCCUGCCUCCUUUGUCUCAACACCUGUACUCUCAAGGGUAUUACUAUUGAUGAAAUACAGCGAUGCACAUGAGCCAGGCAGAGAGCUGAAAAUGAGGGUCAGCCGACAAAGCUGCAUCAUUAGUCAUCGUGCAUGGACAUGGUCAAAAAUAUUAUUCAUGUGUACUUCCUGGUUGCGGUCAGCAUCCAUCAUGUGGUUUUUAGACUAAUUUGAUGUUAAAGAUUGGGGUUUUUUUUUUCCCCAUCCCCUAAGUCUUUUCAUUUACUCCUUUUCAGGACUUUAGACUCCUCUGAAAUUAAAAUUCUCAUUUCAGCAUGGUGACAGGAAAUGUAUUGAUGUUCUGUUAUCAUUCACGGCCUGCUCUUGGUAGUAAUCAUGUCCCCUAAAAUCUGUAAUCACAUCAUGACUCGUGUUCUGAGUAGAGAGGAACAGGACCCCCAAAUUGGACACUGGAGCCUGGUGGGUGGUGCUCCUAACUGCAAACACUUAGCUUAUUGAAGUGCCUCUAUUUACAUGUUCCUUAGUUUUAAUAUGUAUUUUUCUAACAGAAAUACACGUCUGUAACUGAUGUUUAUUAUACUUUGUAUAUGUUACAACAAAGGCUAAACGAAGGCUAAUGUCUUUAGCAGAGAAGAACGAACUGUAAAUUUAUGAAUGAGAGCCCAUGAGACAGCUGUGUGCCGUUGCCACGAAGGCCGAGCUGGCACUUUGACUACAGCCAUCGCAGACUGUAGCGCUGGGAUUGUGACUCCCUUACCGUGAUACACCCAAGUAGGAAGAUGACAUGAAUCACCUGCUUCAGACAUAAGGGUAGAAACUACUUUGUCUACACUGAAAAACGCGCUUCCUUGGUGAGCAGUGGCAGUUUUUAAAGGAACAUUCUUCAAAUCAGACUCACUGGAAAUAUUAUUGGAGGCAGAACCAUGGAGCUUAACUUACAUUCCCUGCUGCAGACAUGAGCCUUCCUUAAUUCUUCUUGCCAUUACAUACACAUCUGGGCUACAGACUAAGCACCAACUUAAGUCUUCAAGGAGGAAUAAAACUUAGUAAAAAUCCUGGCUUGUGAUUCUUUGCUCACCGCUCCGCAAAGCUAAUUAUCAUCAGAUGGUUUCACUUUAGGUUUCACGUGUUGGCAAAUGCACCGUUUGACUUUUCCAAAAGCUUGAGCUCAUUUUCUUUGACUUACAGUCACUAACAGAUAUUUAAAAAAAAAAAAAUGUAGCCUUGGUAGCAGAAGAGCAAAGGAGUCCAUAACUUAUCAAUCUGCAGUGUGUUCCUCCUUGGUAGAGAUAUUAGCCGGUGCUUAGUUUUAGGCCAACUUACACAAAUAGAGUAUUGAUUUGUACGCAUUCUGGAGACUUGCUACGUCAUGAUUUGCUACAGCCCAGACUCAGCUUAGAAUGGUAAUGCUUGGGACUUCAGUGAGAGUGGAGCGGAUGCUGGAAUCUUUGGCAUUGCCUUGAAAUGAGGGACUUCACGAGCUCCUCCUAAAGGAGGCAUCACAGUGCAGUCUCUAUGUGCAUACACAGAACACAUAUACAGGAUAACUGUGUGCGCCAAUCAAACCUAAAAUUUUAUGUGACUGUCAAAUGACUAUUAUUUGGGUUAAGAUUUUUCAUUUUCUGAUUUGGAUAGAAAAUUGCUAUUAAUCUUGUAUUAAAAUAGUUUUUAAAAAUUUA
Molecule: messenger RNA, 6467 nt
Organism: Meriones unguiculatus (Mongolian gerbil)
Lineage: Eukaryota; Metazoa; Chordata; Mammalia; Rodentia; Muridae
Gene: Gpc6
Product: glypican 6
Exons: 10
Coding region: 691-2388 (565 amino acids)
Biological process (GO): cell migration; regulation of signal transduction; regulation of protein localization to membrane
Cellular component (GO): synapse; extracellular region; cell surface
Source: RefSeq, a predicted model, not a curated record